GAUAAAGAUAAUAUAUUUUGUUUUUUUUGUUAUAGUUAUAAACAUUCCAAGUUGAUAAUAAUUUGUCAGUGAAUAAAAAUAUAAGUGUUGAGUGCUUUAAAUGUGUGAUUGUAAAUACUAUUGUAUAUAGUUCACUAUAAGAUAUACACACAGUGUGUACUUACACACAUAAACAGAAAAUGAGUUCUGGUACACGGAUCCAGCGGUCGUCUGGUGGGACAAAUAAUAAAGGCACUUCUAUUAAUAAUCUCACCAACAGUGUCACAAAUAAGAAUCAGAAUGCCGUCAGCACAAAAAAUAAAUUAAAUUCUGCUAGUGGACAAGAUACAGUAAAAAACCAGGAUAAAAUACAGCCUACGGCAGAGCAAAUGCGCAUUGCUCAAAUAAUGGAUGUGCGUACCGAUGAUCCAGGAAUUCGGGAGAAAGUCAUUACUAUGAUGGAAACCACUUUUAGAUCAGAAGAGGAAGUUUGUUCUGCUUUACAUGAUUGUGAUAAUGAUGUUGACAGAGCAGUAAAUCUCUUAUUUGAAUCAACUAAUUCUCAAACUGCUUGGGAAACAUCAGUGAAAAAGAAAAAGAAUCGUCUAAAUAGCACAAGUGGUAAUGUGGGGCAUGCAGAUUCUCGUAAUAACAACAUGAAUAAUGUUUGCGAUACUGGUGAAGAUUGGGAUCAUUCUAAUGCUGCAAUCAGUGGAGCUGGUGAUGAUCAGUCAACUGGACAGAAUAAUGUAGCUGGCCACGGGUCUCACCGUGGCAGUGGCAGAGGCAGAGGUCCACGAGGAGGCAGAAGAGGAAAUUUAGACAGUCGUGGGUGGAGGGGACGUGAGGCACGCGAGAAUGAUCGUAAUAAUCAUCAAGAUGAUGGUACACAUCCCAGUUUUAGGGAAGGUGGUGGUGGAUAUCAUAGAGACAGGAGAGGUGGACGAGGGGGUGGAAGAGGAUAUGGUGGACGAGGGGGCAGGGGUGGACGAGCAGGGGGUGCUGGUGGCCGUUCAUUCCAGUCUCGGUUGGAUUCUCGGUCUCAGCAUCGGAACCAAAAUGAGGACCAAGUUGAAUGUUGGGAUGAUGUUGAUACAAAUACACAAUUUAACAACGGAAAGACUGAUAAUUUUCCUUCUCCCGAAGACUGGGAUAAUGAAGAAUAUACUGGUAGCUUAGCUGACACCAAAGUUUUUACUCCUAGUGAGAAUCCAAUUCCAGAAAUAAAUCCUAAUGCACAAUCUGCUGCGGAUAAUCAACAGUAUUUGUCUGAAGUACAGUAUUCAAGUGCUGUGGUGAGUAGUGGGCCUCAUCAUAAUUCACUGGAAACGCAUGAUGCAUUGCUUGUACCAGGAAAUGCCAAUAAUAUAUCUAAUCAUGCUUUACCUGAAAUUCAUCCUCCUCCAACUGCAGCUCAACAGCUAACCCAGGCUCUUGAAAUUCAUUCAAAUCCUACACAAGUCUCAGGAUCUCUAUCUGCUGAACAAACACAGUACUUCACAACUCUAACACAACAAAAUUCACAAUCUUGUGACAUAAAAGGUCAACAACAAACUGUAAAUAUGACUUAUGGUACUACAACUGGCAGCAGUAAUUACAUAAGCAAUGCUGCACCUGUGUAUGGUGUAAAUCAGCAUCAAAUCAACUAUGGUAAUGGUAACCCAAGCUAUGCUGGUGCUGUACAAGAAGCUACUUCUAAUGUUUCACAGCAAAGGAAACAAAGAGCUCGUGUACCACCACCUUCAAAGAUUCCUGCUACGGCUGUUGAGAUGCCUGCUGAUCUAAAUACAUCUGUCGGUUUUCUGGAUGUUCAAUUUGGUGCUCUUGAAUUUGGGAGUGAUACCAGCUCAUUUGAAAGUAAUCUGGAUAGUACGAAUUCUUCAAUUAUUUCAAACUCGAAGUUUGAUUCUUCGAUAUCGUCAAUACCUGUAUCUCAGCAACAGUUAGGAUCAACACAUAAUGUGGAUGCAUCAUUAGAUAGUAGUUAUAAACCCACACCUUCUAACACAUCACAAACCUCACAAAAGGUAGCAGGUGAUACUAUGACUCAAAUCUCUGAUCAUAACUUGAGUUCUGUACCCAAUUAUUCCUCACAGAACAGAAGUAGUAAUUCAGUUACUUCUUGUAUAAGUCCUGCUAAUGCAAAUAACAGUACUGUUGCAGAUCAACUUUCAUCUAAGACUGAUAACCACACAUUUAACCAGCCUGUUACGAACACAGUUUCUCAGUUCCAAACAAAUAGUUAUUCAAAAUCUCAAUCAGCAUAUCAAACUUCUACGCCUUAUUAUUCAAACACACAACAGCAGUCUGUGAAUUCAUAUGGGGCAAGCCAAACUCUUCCUUCAGGUUAUAUUAGUAAUAAUUCUGUUGGAGUUGGUUAUCCAAAUACGUCUUCAGUGUCGGCGAAUGUUGGAAGUUAUUCAUCCCAAAGCAUAAGUACAGCAUCAGCAGUUUCAACAGCUCCUGCAGGGUAUUCAUCCCAAUCAGUUCCUAAUGUAACCGGUGUGCAACUUGGAUAUUCAUCUCAGAGCACCUUCAUGAAUCAGCAAGUUGGAAGUUAUCCUGCGCAAAAUCAAAACUCAUACCAGAAUACUACAAAUAACCAGUCAGUUUAUGGAACUAACUCCGCUUUGGCUAAUAAUACAUCCAGUUAUUCUACUUCUAGUAGUAUUCCCACUAACAUUACAUCUGGUCAAUAUAAUAGUUACUCCACAAAUGCAGGCUCACAUAAGUUAUCUAACAAGGAUUCUCAGUAUGAUAAUCCAGUUAGCAGUGUAUCUGGAAAUUUAGUUUCUACUAGUGCUAGUGUGAGUUCACCUGUUUUGGGAUUAGCUACGACAGUGUCUAAGUCCAACAAUUCUACAGGUAAUUCAAAUAAAACUCCAAUAGUUAGUGCAAAUUCCUCAUCUGUGAUGGUAUCCUCAUCUGCUACCAGCAGUUCCGCUGCAAAUAGUGGAAGUGGGUCUAGUAGUGGUAUUACUGCUGGAUCAAGUGGUGUGCCAGUGCAAUAUAUAAUGGGCCAAGCCGGGGUUCCAUUUUAUCAACAACCUUUAUACUCAUUUGAAGAGUUACAAAUGCUUCAACAACGUAUGCCACAUAUGAAGGCAACUGGCUACUACAAUAUGGGGUAUCAAACCCCAACAACUUUAAGUACUGGAAGAGAAGGCACUAUUGGUUCAGUGGCAUACUCAAUGCCCGAUGGUCGUUUUACUAGAGCUGAUAGCAAUGCUAGUCCAGUGCCAAGUACACUGUCACAACCCACAGCAACAGGUCAGCAUACUGGUGGUCCAAUAUUAAAUCCUACAUUACCACCAGGAUACAUGGAGGCUUAUUAUUACGGAGGUGGAAUGUUACCUGGAAGUUACCAGUAUGGCACUCCUACAUUAUAUCCACAAAUGGCUACAACAGCAAAUGCACAUGGUUCAACAACCAAUAGUGGAUACCCCAAGCCUUCUUAUUCUGGUUAUAAUGCAGGUUAUGAAUCACUAAGCCAAAGCCAAGAUUAUACAAAACCCAGUGGUUCUUAUGGUCCAGGAGGAAGUGUUAGCGGUACUACAGUGGUGCCUCAGGUAUCUGGCAAAUCCAAUACAACUACAUCGGGGAGUGUUGGUCCAAACAGUCAGGGUGCUAAUGUGCAGACAGGUGCAAAUAACACAGAUAUAGCAAGCGCUAUGUAUAAUAAAACUCAUACAGCAUUAAAUAAAGUUAAUUCUUAUGAGAAGCAAACAUUUCAUUCGGGCACACCACCACCGUUCAACAUGCCAGGAAGUGGUUCCAGUGGUACUACUUAUGGGGCUCCGCAUUUAUUUAUACCAACAAUGGCACCUCACCAACAAGCUCAUCAUAAUACACAGAUGCUGCAUCAGCCUUUGCAUCAGAUAUAUGGGGGCACUUCACAAGUUAGUCACAGGGAUUCUGGCAAUGGUAGUGGUCAACGUACUCAAUCUUCUUCUCAACAGAAGUCGAGUGGUAAACAAGGAUACUCACAAUCUCCUUAUUGGACUCCGAACUAACUACCCUAAAUAUUUUUUGCGUAAUCUUGAUUAUAUGGUUAAUCCUCUAUGUGCAUUGAUGAUAACUAGAAAUAUCCACUAAUAAAAUAUAGAACUCUGUCGAUGAAAUGAAUCAUUAUGUAAUCAGGAUGCUGAACAAUACAUUUACAUAACAGUGCAGAUUUUGUACAUGUGAAAGUUUUGCUUGCGAAAUUAGUUUUUGUGUUAAUAUUUUGAUUUAAGAAUUAUGAAAUAAUGCAAGAAUUAGGCUAUUUAUCGGAAUGAUUUAUAAAUAUAUA
This is a messenger RNA of Ctenocephalides felis (cat flea), 4270 nucleotides long. It is a transcript of the gene lig, whose product is annotated as protein lingerer. The transcript is spliced from 22 exons. Lineage: Eukaryota; Metazoa; Arthropoda; Insecta; Siphonaptera; Pulicidae. Gene Ontology annotation, cellular component: nucleus; cytoplasm. The coding region runs from base 180 to 3992 and encodes 1270 amino acids. Gene Ontology annotation, molecular function: protein binding. The record is from RefSeq and is a predicted model, not a curated record.